This is a messenger RNA of Aphidius gifuensis, 660 nucleotides long. Its product is annotated as histone H2A. NCBI's taxonomy places the organism in Eukaryota, Metazoa, Arthropoda, Insecta, Hymenoptera, Braconidae. Gene Ontology annotation, molecular function: protein heterodimerization activity; structural constituent of chromatin; DNA binding. The record is from RefSeq and is a predicted model, not a curated record. The transcript has a single exon. The coding region runs from base 12 to 389 and encodes 125 amino acids. Gene Ontology annotation, cellular component: nucleosome.
UCCAAGUCAUCAUGUCUGGCCGUGGCAAAGGUGGUAAAGCAAAGGGAAAGUCAAAGACUCGUUCCAACCGUGCUGGACUCCAAUUCCCAGUUGGACGUAUCCAUCGUUUACUCCGUAAAGGUAACUACGCUGAACGUGUUGGUGCUGGUGCACCUGUCUACUUGGCUGCCGUUAUGGAAUAUUUGGCUGCUGAAGUUCUCGAAUUGGCAGGUAAUGCUGCUCGUGACAACAAAAAGACCAGAAUCAUUCCACGUCAUCUUCAAUUGGCCAUCCGUAACGACGAAGAGUUAAACAAACUUCUCUCUGGUGUAACCAUUGCCCAAGGUGGUGUCUUGCCAAACAUCCAAGCUGUUCUUUUACCAAAAAAGACUGAAAAAAGCAGUGCCUAAAUUCAACAAGUCAUCAAUAUCAAACCAAUCGGCCCUUUUCAGGGCCAUCAAAUAUUCAAAACGAUAUGUUAUAAUCUUUAAAUUUUCAUUUCAUCAAAAUUCAAGAAACUAAAAUACAAAUAUUUGAUAAGACCCAAAACUACACAGCUGUAUGCACUUAAAAAGUAAUAAAAUGAUAUUCAAACUAAAGGGACUUUUCCCAAACUAUUUUUACCGGAUACAUAAAAUUUUUACGACUUUCUUGGAGCCAGACGCGACAGAUUAGAUUACA